AUGCCGUCCGUGGCGACGUACGUGGCGGACUACGAGGAUCCGGUCCACGCCAAGGCUGUGGUGGACCUGCUCGACGGAUACGCGAGGGACCCGUACGGCAACUCCGGCCCGUUACCCGACGAGGUGUACGCGUCGUUGUGCCCGACGCUCGCCAAGACGCCCGGCGCCUUCUCCGUCGUCGCCACCGUCGACGGCGUCGCCGCCGGUCUCAUAAAUUGCUUCCAGGGUUUCAGCACGUUCAAGUGCAAGCCGCUGAUCAACGUGCACGACGUUUUCGUGCAUCCGGAGCAUCGCCGCGCGGGGCUCGUCCAGGCGAUGAUGGCUGUCGUGGAGGAUGUGGCGAAGGAGAGGGGCGCGUGCAAGCUCACGCUGGAGGUGCUGUCGAACAACGCUCCCGCGAAAGGAUCGUACGCCAAGUUCGGGUUCAAAAACUACGAGCUGGAUCCGGCGCAGGGGCACGCGGAGUUCUGGGAGAAGACGUUCCGAUGA
Molecule: messenger RNA, 489 nt
Organism: Micromonas commoda
Lineage: Eukaryota; Viridiplantae; Chlorophyta; Mamiellophyceae; Mamiellales; Mamiellaceae
Exons: 1
Coding region: 1-489 (162 amino acids)
Molecular function (GO): acyltransferase activity, transferring groups other than amino-acyl groups
Source: RefSeq, a predicted model, not a curated record